Molecule: messenger RNA, 243 nt
Organism: Racocetra persica
Lineage: Eukaryota; Fungi; Glomeromycota; Glomeromycetes; Diversisporales; Gigasporaceae
Source: the annotation of a GenBank genome assembly
AGGAAAAUCCUUUUAUAUCUUCAUACGAGAUAUAUGCAGACACAUCUUAUAGAAAGGAUGCUAACACCAAUAAACUCGAUUUCUGGACAUUUUUAAAGAUCGCAGAAACUAUACAAGAAAUUUUAUAUGAAGAAAUUUCUGGAUCCCCUUUCAAAAUAAUACGAUUAUCCUUUGAUCGUAUUACAGAAGCUAUUUUAGAAGUUAGAGACUUUGUAGACAUUUUAAACUUUUGUACUGAAAGAG